Molecule: messenger RNA, 1565 nt
Organism: Nothobranchius furzeri (turquoise killifish)
Lineage: Eukaryota; Metazoa; Chordata; Actinopteri; Cyprinodontiformes; Nothobranchiidae
Gene: idh3a
Product: isocitrate dehydrogenase (NAD(+)) 3 catalytic subunit alpha
Biological process (GO): tricarboxylic acid cycle; isocitrate metabolic process
Cellular component (GO): mitochondrion
Molecular function (GO): isocitrate dehydrogenase (NAD+) activity; magnesium ion binding; NAD binding
Source: RefSeq, a predicted model, not a curated record
GAGGGGGAUGAGGAGAAGGUGAAGGAGGAGGAGGAAGAAGAAGAAGAGGAAAAGAAAAAGAAGAAGGCAUCUUCUCAUGGGUGGAUCUUUGUCUGAACCCAGAACAGAAGCAGGUCGUAGUGAGUCAUCUCGCUGUCAGAGGAUCUCCGUUCAUCGGCAGGAUGGCAGCAGGCAGCAUGUGGAGGUCACUGGUGAGCCAGAUGAUGGGCAGAGCAACAAGGAGACUGGCUCCUUCUCCUGCUUCCUUCUCCAGAGGGAUGCAAACGGUUACUCUGAUUCCUGGUGAUGGGAUCGGUCCGGAGAUCUCCGCCGCUGUUGUGAAGAUAUUUGAAUCAGCAAAAGCUCCAAUCAGAUGGGAGGAGAGGAACGUCACAGCGAUUAAAGGACCUGGGGGCAAGUGGAUGAUCCCUCCUGAUGCCAAAGAGUCCAUGGACCGGAGCAAGAUCGGCCUUAAAGGACCCCUCAAGACACCCAUUGCUGCUGGACAUCCCUCCAUGAACCUGCUGCUGAGAAAAACCUUUGACCUUUACGCCAACGUGCGGCCCUGCGUCUCCAUCGAAGGCUACAAGACGCCAUACACAGACGUGGACCUGGUGACGAUCCGGGAGAACACGGAGGGCGAGUACAGCGGUAUCGAGCAUGUGAUUGUAGACGGCGUCGUACAGAGCAUCAAGCUGAUCACGGAGAACGCCAGCAGACGCAUCGCAGAAUACGCCUUCGAGUACGCCAGAAACAACCAGAGGAGCAGCGUUACAGCUGUCCACAAAGCUAACAUCAUGAGGAUGUCAGAUGGUCUGUUCCUCCGAAAAUGUCGGGAGGUGGCUGAGAACUACAAAGAUAUCAAAUUCACGGAGAUGUACCUUGACACAGUGUGCCUCAAUAUGGUUCAGGACCCAACCCAGUUUGACGUCUUGGUUAUGCCCAACCUGUAUGGAGACAUCCUCAGUGACCUGUGUGCCGGUCUGAUCGGAGGAUUAGGAGUCACUCCCAGCGGGAACAUUGGAGCCAACGGAGUCGCCAUCUUUGAGUCGGUGCAUGGCACCGCCCCUGACAUCGCAGGUUUGGACCUGGCAAACCCCACCGCCCUGCUGCUCAGCGCCGUCAUGAUGCUGCGACACAUGGGUCUCCACGAGUACGCCAGUCGGAUCCAGACCGCUUGUUUUGACACCAUCAGAGACAAGAAGGUUCUGACAAAAGAUCUGGGAGGAAACUCUAAGUGUUCUGAGUUCACAUCUGAAAUCUGUCACCGAGUUCAGGAUCUGGCCUGAAACUGCAGCAACAAUGGGGCGAGGGCGGGCGGGCGGUCCCCCCCUUGCUUCCCCCCCAAAAAAAAAUCAGCUCCAGAAGACCGUGGGGGCGGAGCUUCUGCAUCAGCUUCCUGUUUUAACAUUCACUUUGAAACGCACAAGAAAGAAGCAGCUCUUUAAUGUUCUCACUGUUCUGCAGCACUUUGUCACCAUGGCUAAAGUGUCCUUUUAUUUAUUGUUUCUACUUCCUGUUCUGUUGUCUUCAUGUUCUCAGAACUACAAAUAUAAAGUUCUACGAUUAAAACGGUUCCGUGUUUG